This is a messenger RNA of Neocloeon triangulifer, 2956 nucleotides long. Its product is annotated as myogenesis-regulating glycosidase-like. The coding region runs from base 33 to 2276 and encodes 747 amino acids. Gene Ontology annotation, biological process: carbohydrate metabolic process. Gene Ontology annotation, molecular function: hydrolase activity, hydrolyzing O-glycosyl compounds. NCBI's taxonomy places the organism in Eukaryota, Metazoa, Arthropoda, Insecta, Ephemeroptera, Baetidae. The transcript has 8 exons. The record is from RefSeq and is a predicted model, not a curated record.
GGGAAAAAAUUAAACGGACUGCAUUCAAGAUAAUGGAGGUCUUAUCUGCAGCCGAAAAGCUGAUAGCGCGCCGAGCCGAGCCGUGUGUUUGUAGCUGCGUGCCAGUUGAAAUUAAGAGUCGGAAGGAAUUCAGCAGUCUCGGAGGCAUGUUCCCUUUGAAAAAGCGGCCCUCCGACAGCCAUCGGUGGCUUAUCAGUGAGAACGAUCCUGAAGAGGAACUCGGCCGAAGCGAACCACCCCAGAAAUGCUGCCUACGGAUCGUGUUGGUGGUCAUGACGAUCGUCACCGUCGUCCUGACGAGCAUUGCACUUGCGAUUUUGAUCGCCGCUUCGAUCUCGGACAACCAAAGUUGGGAGGAGGAGAUGGUCGAGAUUAUGGCCGAGCUGAAGGCGAUGCACUUUGAUAAUACGGUGCAAAUUUUGGCAACAAACUCAUCUGCAACCGUCAUACUCCGUGCCACCUCAACUGUCACAACCACCAUCAAAUUAACCUUUGGUCAGGAUGUUGGUCACCUUCAAGAUGCAGCUCCCGUCUCCUGUUUGGAACAGGCCGGCGAUGUUCUGACCUGCCUUUCUUGGAACGACACCGCGCGGCUCACAGUGGCCGAAUUUCCCAUCGCCAGCAGCAGUGCCCGCUGCAUGAAUGUGACUCUGCACGCCUCUCAAGCAACGGCCUGUUUUAAUUUUGAGGGGCGCCAUAUUUUCGGUGGACCUGAAUUGAGCACUCAGAAGUGGCCAGCCGAGGGAAACAGGGCGUACGUCCGUGUCCCAUAUCUGAGCGGGUACGAUGGAAUCAAAGGGGUGGUUGAAAGGUACUGGCUCACGUCUCUGGGCGAGAUGGUUUUUGUGCCAAGCCACGUCCCAUUGUUCUGGACCACCAAUGGUACUGAGAUGUGUUUCACAAGCUCUUUUGAACCUCCAUAUUACAAAAGCGCAGACGAGGAGGAAAAGUUGGAUCUUGUCGUUUGCGCCGCCGAGGACACGCCGAUGGUUCACAAAGCCGUGGCCAAUGUAUUUCUAGGCAAGCCCGAGGCGCCGUUGGAUGAAAACAUGAUCCGGGUGCCGAUUUGGUCGACCUGGGCCAAAUACAAGGCGAAUAUUUCCCAACUGUCUGUCGUGGAUUACGCAAUGCAGAUCGUGGAAAACGGUUUCCCCGCCAGCCAAAUAGAGAUUGAUGACAAAUGGGAAACGUGUUACGGGGAAGCGAGGUUCGACAACGAAUCGUUCCCCGAUCCAAAAGAAAUGGUCAACCAAAUACACGAUCUUGGUUUUCGCGUGACCCUGUGGACUCAUCCGUUCGUGAACACCAAUUGCCCGUCGUUUACAGACGAUGCCAUUCAAAAUAUUUUGGUUCAAGAUGCAAAUGGCAAUGCCUCAAAAGUAACCUGGUGGGACGGAGACGCAGGGCUGAUCGAUUUCACAAAUCCCAACGCGGUAGAUUUGUUUUUGGUGCGACUUCUGCUUUUGAAAGAAAACUUCUUAAUUGACGGUUUCAAAUUUGAUGCUGGUGAUAUGAGUUACGUCCCUGCUAACGGGUCCCUCCAUUCCAUCCGCGGCCAGCCCGCAGCCUUCACAAAAGCGUACGCCGAGGCGGCCGUUCGGAUAGACGAUCAUCUGCAGCACUUGUCUGAAAUGCGCACCGCUUUCGGCAUGCAGAGGCUGGCUCUGGCGGUGCGAAUGUCCGACAAAGGGAGCACGUGGGACGACGAGAACGGACUGGCCGCCCUGAUUCCCACCCUGCUCACGUUCAACCUGGUCGGCUACUCGAACGUGAUGCCUGACAUGAUCGGCGGCAACGGCUACGACAACGUCCUGCCGGACAAAGAGCUCUUCAUCAGGUGGAUGCAGGCGGUCACCUUCAUGCCCAUCAUGCAAUUCUCCAUUCCGCCCUGGGACUUUGACCAGGAGACCGUGGAAAUUGCCAAGGAGUGCGUGGAGCUGCACGUGAAGCUGGCCGACUCUUUUUACGCCCUCGCAAGACAAAGGGCCGUGGCUGGAAUUCCAAUCAAUCUGCCAGUGUGGUGGAUUGCGCCGCACGACUCAAUAGCCCAGACCAUCGACUCAGAGUUCUUGCUGGGCGAGAACAUUCUGGUGGCGCCUGUGCUUGAAAAGGGCGCAACCUCGAGGGACAUCUAUCUGCCCGCGGGGGUGUGGCGGGAAGGAUUUGGGGACGAUGAGAGCAGGCCUAUCCACGAGGGUCCCGUCUGGCUGCGAAAUUUCUCGGCUCCGCUCCGUCACCUGCCAUUUUUCCAACGGGCGACGACUCUCGUUAAAUAAAAACGGACCGGAGCAGAGCAGAGCAGAGGGUAUGCUCUCUUUCUCCGCCUACCAAGAUAAGCAACUUUUAAUUAUACCCCUGAGCGACACACCAUUUUUUAACACAAUAAAAGUUUUCGCCACCGCGCCGCUUUUGAAUCCAUCUCUCAACGCCGCCGUGGCUCAUAUAAAAGACGAGAAGUUUCCCUUUGUAAAUUUUCCUCAGGUUGCAUAGCUUUCCCAACAGGGUCGUAAUAAUGCCGAGGGAAGAAGUGCGUGUGUGUUUGCCGUGUUUAUUGCACCACGCCAUGCUGGUUCGGCAAACACCAAGGGACUGCUUCUUUGGACUUUUGUGUAAUUCCAGUUUAUUAAACACGCCUGUAAAAUGCAGAAGUUGGAUUCUACCCCGUAAUUAUGACCUAGAUUUCUUUUGCCAUGUUUUACUUUUGUAUAUCGGGACAGCAGUUGCGAUAGAGCUUAAUUUCUUGGCGAAACUUUUAGAGUGUUCAGAAGGGUGCAAAGUAAAAAAAAUAUUAAAAUGAUACACGAACAAGGUGAACAAUAAACUGAGUCAGUGGCUCCACACCUUCGCCGCCUCAAGAAAAUGUGAUGAAUAAAAUUUAAAAUUUAGAUUUAAGGCAGAAACGUUUGUAAUAUGAUGGAAUAAAGUGGCCUUAUAUUAGGUAGAAAAUGUAUAGUUU